Messenger RNA from Drosophila bipectinata, 588 nucleotides. RefSeq lists its product as uncharacterized. The record is from RefSeq and is a predicted model, not a curated record. Lineage: Eukaryota; Metazoa; Arthropoda; Insecta; Diptera; Drosophilidae.
AAGAUGCGUGAAGUACUCACCCGUAGCCUAUGUGGCAUGUGCUUGAUGCUCGUGAUGUUCGUUCCCUUGAGCGGGGCUUGGCGCUCGUUUAAGGUAAUUCUCACCGACGUUGAGUUCGAGGCCAACGAUAAGAUCGUGGAUGUCAAGGCGAAGCUUCAAAACGACUCAGGCGAUGCCAAACUGACUCUGGACAUAAUGAUCCUCGAGGACAUAGAUGACGUGGAAAUGGCAAUUGACGUGGCUCUUGAGACAGACAAGGGAAACUAUUCCACCCUGAUUAACCGCUCAAUGAACUUUUGUAAGUUGAUGAAGCAGCGAAACUCCGAUCCUCUGAUGCGUCUCAUCUACGACGACUUGCUAAAGCACGGAAGAUUUUUUAAGGAGUGUCCCAUUCGAAGAGGGCCCUUUAGCCUGACCGCCUACAAGGUGGAUGAGGAAGCGCUGCCCAGCUUUCUGCCAGAGUCCAAGUUUCGAUUCGGUCUUCACAUCUUGAAGCCAAAGAAGGAAACGAUCGUCCGAGGCACCAUUUUUGGACGAGUCGACAAGUCCAAGGGCUUCGACAAUCUGAAAAGAUUUAGCCUGGGCUGA